Spodoptera exigua (beet armyworm) is the source of this 5580-nucleotide messenger RNA. Lineage: Eukaryota; Metazoa; Arthropoda; Insecta; Lepidoptera; Noctuidae. The record is from the annotation of a GenBank genome assembly.
AUGUUAGUUCGGGGUCCGUCACAUGUCUGCAUUUGUACCUCUGAGGGAAUCUUCCAUUGCCGGCCAAAGAAGUUUGAAGAGGAUGAAGCACUAAACGAUCAAUCUACAGAAGAUUGCGAACCCAACUAUUUGUACCGACAGAAAAACUUAUUCUGCACAUGUAGCGCUAACGGUACUUGGGAAUCCAAGAACUGCGAAGAUCACUUCCACUACCUGCGACCAAGAAAGCGCAUUUAUAACUAUCACUUAAAGACCAAUAUCGCGUGCUCGCCGAACGAUUUAUUCCUUAUCGAUUGUAACUUAUGUCGAUGUUCCACCAAGGGCUUAAUCGAUGUAACUUUAUGCACGAAAAGACUCUGCGGCCAAGGUCAUAAGGUCGAUGAUUGCGCGUACGGGGACAUGCUCCGCACUGAAAAUGAGAUGUGCCGUUGUAGCGAUAUCAACUAUUACAUAGACCGUCUUUGCAUAAAAGUCUUAAAGGAUCCGGUCCAAAAAAUUCCAGCUAAAGAAAUUUCCAAAUUAGAUGAUAUUGAAAAAACUGUUUGUAAUUCAGAGAUGGUAUAUCAAGUAAACUGCAAUACAUGCAUUUGUAAAGACGUGGCUCGAGAUUUGAAACCAGAAGAUGUUCGGUCUCCGAUAAAAGAUAAAGAGUUUAUGAAUCUACCUGAGCUACCCCACACCGCUUCGCCCUGCGUACCAGGCACUACAUACAAAAUCGAUUGCAAUGUUUGUCUCUGCGAUGAAUUCCAGAAUCUGAUGUGCGACAAACUUUUAUGCAUAAGCUUCGCUGACAUGCAUAAAGCGGAGGCUAUCAAGAAAUCUGGCACAUGUGUACCAAACACGCAGUUUUUAAUGAAUGGCCGACUAUGUUACUGCAACAGUAUGGGUCGUUGGAGCGAGGGCUCAUGUCAGAUGAUAGGACGACGACAAACCUGCCAACCAGGCCAGAUCAUAUGGGAGGAAUGUAGCCAGUGCAUCUGCCAGGAAAAUGGAAAGCUCCUCUGCACAAACACAGAAUGCUCUGAGGACACAACGAAGAAAAACAAGAGCAAUUUAGAAGAAGGGGCUGAGUUAUGGUGUACUCCAUUCAGGUCCUACUACAUCAAUUGCAGUCUUUGUGUCUGUCCUGCGUCGGGAAAGAUGUCAGAAGCCCGUUGUGCUACUGACUCCUCUUGUUCUCUAAACGGUCCCAUUCUAUCUCUCGACAUGAUCAAACAGAACAUUUGUAUACCAAAGGUCAUGUACUUGUUCAGCUGUCUACAUUGCUUGUGUUCCGACGAAGGCUUAUUUAUUCAGAGUAAAUGUGUGGAAACGUGUCACAAGCUCCCUAAAUCAGCAAGGACAUGUAUACCCAGAACUUUCUAUAGAGUCAAUUGUAACGUUUACCGGUGUCCAGAAAACGGUAUACCCGAUGAAACUACGAGAUCUAAAUCUAUCUGCAAUAAGAAAAUAAAUCCACUCACUUCUUUAGUUAGUUUGAGAAAUAUCACAAUGCCAUGUACACCCAAUGUAUAUACGAAACCAAAGUGCAUUUACUGCGAAUGUAACUCACAAGGCGUGAUGAACGAAAGCAAUUGCUUGGAACAAGAAUGUUUGAAAAUUCAAGAUUUCAAAUAUGACUCUGUUAAAAGUUCGUGCAGUCCCGGAGAGAUGGUGCCUACUUGUAUGGAAUGCUUUUGUCUUCAAAACGGUUUUACUACAGAAAAGUAUUGCACGAGAGUCUGUUCGCUCCAAAAUAAGCUGAUUAUGCUAGAACGUGUGUUGAAGGAAACAAUCAAUUCCGUAGACCGAAAUACUAUUAAGGAAGUAAUAAGUUCGGACACUUGCGAGCCUAAUUCACUCAUUCUGGACCAGGGCAGAUAUUGUUUGUGUCCAGAAAACGGUAAUGCUAAUCUCAAACUUUGCACUUCAGUGACUGACAAUUCUAUUGGACCUAAGAAAUCCCAGAGAAUUAUGUUAGAUAAAGCAUCCGUCAUUGAUUACAAUGUAUCUUGUGAACCAAACACGUUCGUUGAGUUCGGAUGCAACACUUGUUACUGCACGAAAGAUGGAAAAAUUAACGCGAAAUGGUGUACCUUCGACGACUGUGAAGCUAAGAACACAAUACAAGAGUCUCACAAGAAAAAUGGUGCUCUCUUGAAAGCAGAAUUGAUGCCUACAUGUACUGCGGGAUCGAUUACAAAAGUAGAUUGUAAUUUUUGUAUUUGUGGUGCAUCUGGGUUGGAGAAGAACAGGUCAUGCACCAAUAAUACUUGUAGCGAUAAAUAUAAGUCAAUUGGCAACGAAUUUGCUUGUGAACCUUCGGCCUAUUAUACGGUCGACUGCAACAUCUGCUUCUGUGGAACAGAUGGUAUCAAAAACGUGAAUAAGUGCACAAAGAAUCAAUGCGAGACUAAUUUCCUAAGGUCAGAUUCCUGUUCACCUGGCUCGUUGUUCAGUGUCGAUUGUAAUAUCUGCGUUUGCCCACCAAACGGGAAUAAAAAGGACAAAGUUUGUACAAACCGAACAUGCGCCGAAUCAGAUACACCUUGGAAAAAGAUAUUUAAACUGUCACAGACUCUUGCAAGCAACCAUGUGAUGGAAGGUUCUACAAAAAAUUUGGAACUCUGUUUUCCUGGUGAGGAAUUUGAAUCAGAUUGUAAAAUGUGUGUAUGUCCAGAUAUGGGUUUGAGACAGUAUGCUACAUGUACUCCUACUUCAUGUGAUAAAUCGAAAAUCGUUAGUACUUUCAAACCACUCAGUCGAAUGAGUGGAAAUCACAGUGAAGGCAUAUUUGGUAAUUAUUUUAAUGGCGCUGACACUGAUAUUGGAUUAGAUGAUGAAGUACGUGAUGUAGAUGAAGGAGAAGCUGGUCAAUUAAAAGGGACGGAUAGAGAUGAAGACGAGAUGGAAGCUAUCAAUACACGAAGAGAGAUUUGUAUCACUUACAAUAUUACUGAUAGUUCAGAGAGACAGACCUGUACGCCUGGAGCGCAGUAUAUUAUAAGGUGUCGGGUUUGCAUCUGCCCUUACAUGGGCAACAUCAACUACUUCUGUCGACCGAUGCCACCAAACCAACACUGUGAACAGGCGUUCCCAAAUUUCAACUAUGUCCCAAUGGGCAGGAGAGUCGCAAAUGAUAACAUACAACACCCCAUCAAGCCCUGUCACAUAGGAGAUGUGGUGGAAAACGAAUGCAAUAGAUGCACAUGCUCUUCAAAAACCGUAUUCGAAUGUAAAGUUUUAAAUUGUAAACAGAAUUCAACUUAUAAGGAUCUCGAUAAUGUUAAACAGUUUUGUUACCCGAACCAAUUAUACGUACAAGAUUUGAUGACCUGCAUCUGCACUAAGGACGGAAGAUGGCCGCACAAGAGCUGUCACAAAGCUUUCCAAGUCCUAGCUCCUGAGAAAAUUAAGACACAUAAAUGCAAACCCGACUCUUACGUUCGUGUCGACUGCAAUGUAUGCAGAUGUGGUCCAGAUGGCCAAAUCAUUAAUGAUCGUUGUACAAGAAACGCCUGCGAGGAUGAUGGCUUUCGAAGAAAUUCAUUAAAAUCUAACAACGUCUUUAGCAAAUGCGAAGUCAGGAACUGGUACUCCUUAGCUCCCUGUCAAUUCUGUUUUUGUGUUCGUGAAAACAAACUCAUAUGUAACACAGGCAGUGACUAUUCCAAAAAUAUUCAAGUGGGCUCUUACAAUCUUAAAAUUUGUGGUAACGACUUUAUUAGGGAAGCUUUAGAACUAAUACCUGAUAACGAAAGGCUAUUGAGACUUCGUCUUGCUUUAGCAAACCCCAAUAUAAGUUCGUUACAACCACCGAUAGUAACUACUGGUGUAACAUCAGAAUCAACGCCCAGUGUGCAAUUAAAUAAUGAACAGAAUAAUGAAGUUGAACUGAAUCGAGAAGGCAAUGAAAGCAAAAUUCCAUAUCUAUCUCUAGCUGGUGAUUCUAAUACUAGCAGUAGCGAUGAAUACUAUUCUGACACAGAGGAAGAAGUGCUGGACCAAAAAUCGCACCUGGAACAGACAACAAAGAAAGUUGUCACUACUGCAAAACCUGCAAAAACUGAGCAAGUACAAUCACCUGGCCGGUUCACGAAAUUUCCGUUUCAAGAUGGAGACGACAUUAAUGAAGGUGGAACUGAUGAAAGUAGUGAAGACGAUUCGAUUAAUAUGAAAGCCGUGGUCGAUCGCUUCCCUGAGAGUACUUUACUAACGCCGAGAUCUGCGCCAAUCAUUCCAGCUGCGCAGCUAGAAGAUGAUAAAUCAUUAAAAGAUAUAGAUAACGGCCUUAAAUCACCUGAGUACCAAAACCGAAAAUGUGGAGGUUGGACGCUGCCAAAUGCGAUAAAAGAUAUGGACGUAGGAAUGGAAGGCCACGGCGUCUGGCGUUCAGAUGAGACUGCUUGCGAGGCAGGAGUUCACUAUAAGAAGAACGACCUCCUCUGUGUGUGCAAUGAAGACGGAAAAUGGCCCAAUCCAGUCUGCCGAGACGUUUUCCAAAUCCUCCAUGCUGUUGAAGAGACAGAACAUAAAUUACCUUCGAAGGGCAUCCGCUGCUCUGCAACAAAACUGUACCUCUUUGAUUGCAAUGUUUGCUUCUGUCCCUCGACCGGACGCAUUAACCCCAGAUAUUGUACAAAAAGACAAUGCCACAAAGAAAACAUUGCACGUUCUGACAAUAAAGAAAUUAUCGAAGAAGUAUAUGCUACCUGUACCCCUAGCAAACAAUACAGGCUCGGCUGUCAAACCUGUCUGUGUCUCCGCAACAAUCGCUUAUUGUGUGACAAUUGCACGAGUGAAGAAAAUCAUAACUUGGUCACCACCUAUAACACUAUCUGCAACCAAAGGAAACCGGGAGAGAUUUUCAUAAAAGACUGCAACUUCUGUUACUGCAAUAGAGAAAAUAUUUAUUGUACAGCGAAGAAGUGUUUGCAGAAUCACACGAACAUUUCCUUACCACAGAUUCAAUACAAUGUGGUAGAAUAUAUUCAGGAUGAGUACAAUUGUAUUCCAGGAUCAAAGUACAAGAAGGAUUGCAAUACGUGUUAUUGUUUUAUGCAUGAGGGAGUGAAAUAUUUCGGGUGCUCCAUGAACCCUUGCAAAGAGUUAUCAGACGACCACGAUACAGAUGCUUGCGUAGAGGGGACAUCGUACGAAGCGAACUGUUUGAUCUGUCACUGCGUUGUAGAAAAUGGCGAGAAAAGAGAAUUCUGCCACAUUGACGAUUCUUGCAAAAAUGAAGAAAAUAUCGCUGAACCUCGUCCGCUUGCUUCAAUGCAUGGAUAUUGUGAACCAUUACAUGUCUAUCAACAGGAUUGUAAUAAAUGUCGAUGUCUGGCAGAUGGCAAAACUGUGGUAUGUACUUCGAAAAUUUGCUCCAAAACGCAAUCUAAGAAUAAAUACAUUAUACCGCAUCCAGGAUCAUUGUUAACCCCGAAAACAAGAGAAGAUUCACAAGAAAAAUCUGUGGUCAUCGAGCUCAUACCUUUCUUCCAAAAAGACAAUUUCUGUCCCAGAGGUCAUACUUAUAAGGUUGAUUGUAAUAUUUGUUACUGUAUGAAAAACGGCAAUGCAGUUUGUACGACGAAGCAAUGUUAA